AUUAAUUCUGGGAAACAUUGAGCUCAACCAUCGAAAUCAUAACACGUAGAAAACUUGCCUUCAUACAGAUUUAAAUAUUUGAAGGGUAUUGUCGUAUUGUAUUGUAUACAUUGUCGGUGCUCUACCGGCUGUCGAGCUGUGCCGAUGUAACAGAAAAUUAUAUCUUAGGUGUUCUACCACUGUAUAAUCUUGUACAAUUUUGUAAUUAAGGGACAGAAACGUGCAUUAAAUAACUUUAUAUAUCGAAAAAAAUCCACGAUAGAAAGUUUAACGACUUAGAUCCAGUUCGAAACUACAAAUACUUUAUGUACAUAGAUGUAUAAUGGACGUAUGAUUACAUUCUGUUUGUGGUAUUAACCUUAACUUGUGAUAUUUGCUCGGAAAUUGAUAAUGAGCAGCAUGGCAGAAGAAAUAGUCGAUUCGUUAAAAAGACUGAGUGUGGAACGCGACACGCGAAAGUAUAAUAAUCGAAAUGUCAAAAGGAAAAGCGAAUUAUUAUCAUCGAUAGAGGAGGCAGUAUCUCUUAAUCACAACUACAUCCUUGCUAUCUGUGGAACACAAAGUGAUCCAGAAUAUAGGAUCUGUACAGCUCUCUGUGAUCAUACAUGUGUUAUAUACUCUGUUGGGGAAAGUUUAAGUCGGACCAUUACAUUAAGUCACAAUCAAGCACCUAUUGUUGGUAUCACAUUUAGUCCAACUUCCAGAAACAUUUUAUAUAUAGCGAACAAUAAUGGACUGAUCACUGCAUGUGAUUUACGAGCUAAAGGGAAAGUUAUUGCAGAAUUUAAAGAUUGUACAGAUGAUGGUAAAAUGAAACCUCUUUGUAGUUUUGAUGUAAGUCAUGAUGAAAGACUUAUAGCAGGUGGCACAGAGCAUAUAGGAGGAGAUGCAUUCAUUUUAUUUUGGGAUACACGAAAUACUAAUUCAAAAUUGUAUGGUAAAAAUAAUAAUCUUCUUGGUGGGUAUUGGGGAUGUCAUAUGGAAGAUGUGACCUGUUUGGCAUUUCAUUCUAAUAUGCAAGAUGUCUUAGCAUCUGGUAGUACAGAUGGAUUGGUUAAUGUCUUUGAUCUUACACAGCCUUCAGAAGAUUUUGCAUUAAUCCAUUCCUUAAAUAUAGAAAACUCUGUGGAUAGGAUAGGCUGGUUAAAUGAUAAUAAUCUUUGGUGUACAACACAUACACAUUCACUACAACUUUGGGACUGUGAUGAAGCAACUCCAUAUGCUAAAUUUGAGCGCAGUAACUUAGCAAUUUCCCAGUCUGAUGAUCCAAGCAACUGCUACACAGUCAGAUUUCAUGCUUCAAAUGCACUUGAACAGCCAUUUUUAAUAGCAGGUGUCAGUAGUGUUAAAGGGGAAAAUUUGAGAUGUUUAAAUGUCGUAAAUGAUCAAUUAGAAAUACGCCACAAUAUGGUUGAAAAUAAGCAAUUGGUACGCGACAGUUGGCUGCAUGAAAAAAGUGGUUCCUUAAUAACGGUAGGCGAAGGUGGACUUAUAAAUAUUUGGAGGCAAACAGAAGCAAUGUCUAUACAACAAAAUUCUAGCCACAAAUUGGUGGCAAAAAUUGGUACUGGCAAACGGCGCGAUCGUCAGCACAGGACUAAGCCAUAUUGAAUAAAAGUGAUAGGAUAAGAAUUUGUAAAUGCAUGAAAAGUUUUUGUGAGUAAAUGUAAUAAACAGAAGGGAAAUAUCGCGUAACAUUAACAUAAUCGUACAUUUCCCUCACGUUCUUCUUUAUUACAAUAACGGUUGUAUGUACAUUUAUAAUAAAUAGAUAUUAUUUCUUUA
Messenger RNA from Hylaeus volcanicus, 1785 nucleotides. RefSeq names its product WD repeat-containing protein 89. The transcript has 7 exons. The coding region runs from base 391 to 1611 and encodes 406 amino acids. NCBI's taxonomy places the organism in Eukaryota, Metazoa, Arthropoda, Insecta, Hymenoptera, Colletidae. Gene Ontology annotation, molecular function: protein binding. The record is from RefSeq and is a predicted model, not a curated record.